Molecule: messenger RNA, 927 nt
Organism: Anolis carolinensis (green anole)
Lineage: Eukaryota; Metazoa; Chordata; Lepidosauria; Squamata; Anolidae
Gene: cdip1
Product: cell death inducing p53 target 1
Exons: 5
Coding region: 168-788 (206 amino acids)
Biological process (GO): intrinsic apoptotic signaling pathway in response to DNA damage by p53 class mediator
Cellular component (GO): nucleus; cytoplasmic side of lysosomal membrane; cytoplasmic side of late endosome membrane
Molecular function (GO): zinc ion binding
Source: RefSeq, a predicted model, not a curated record
CGCAGCUGAUUGGUCGCCCCCUGCUAGGCCACGCCCCCUCCCUCCAUCCUUGGGGAGAAGCUGACCGCAGAAGAGAGAAGCGAGCGGGAGCCAUCGUCGCCUCAGGGCCCUGCCUUCCUCCUCCCGCCCUCCCUCCGCCCCUUGGCUUCUGAGGGCUGCCAGGAAGGAUGUCCAGCGACCCGCCCCCUCCCUACCCCGGGGGCCCCUCAGCCCCUCUCAUCGAGGAGAAGGACGGCUCCCCGUUCCCUGCAGGCCAGGUGCCCCCUUCGGCACUGCAACCACCGCCGCUGGAUGUGGGCCCCCCUCCCUAUGAGGCGACAGCACCGCAGCCAGGCUUCCUGCCGCCAACCCCCCUGCCCUCUGCCGAGGGGCCCAUGCACCCCUAUGUGGCCCCACCAGGGGGCUACUAUGUCCACCCCGGCCCGCACCCCCCCAUGGGAUACUAUCCCGGCCCGGGGGGCCCCUACACCCCGAUGGGGGGCCCGGGGGCAGGGUCUGCGGCGGUGCUGAUGCCCUCGGUGGCGGCCACCACGGUGACCGUCCUGCAGGGGGAGGUCUUCCAGGCGGCCCCCGUCCCCACCGUCUGCCCGCACUGCCAGCAGGCCAUCACCACCAAGGUCAGCCACGAGGUCGGACUCAUGAACUUCCUGCUGGGCUUCUUCUGCUGCUUCGUGGGGUGUGACCUGGGCUGCUGCCUGAUCCCCUGCCUGAUCGACGAGUUCAAGGACGUGACCCACACCUGCCCCAACUGCAAGGCCUACAUCUACACCUACAAGCGCAUGUGCUAGCGAGAGACAGCAAGAGAACCCCCCCCCCCACCCUUCCUCUUUCCCUCCACCCCAUGCCCCAUCCUCCUCCUCCUCCUCCUCCUGGCUUGUGUCUUCCCUCCAUCACAGAGAGUCUCCAGGUGCCGCAGAGGAGCCUCUG